Messenger RNA from Sphenostylis stenocarpa, 159 nucleotides. NCBI's taxonomy places the organism in Eukaryota, Viridiplantae, Streptophyta, Magnoliopsida, Fabales, Fabaceae. The record is from the annotation of a GenBank genome assembly.
AUGAACAACGAUAUUGGGAAACGAUGGGAAUUCCACAAAUGGGAAGUGGUUGAAAGCGAGAUUGAAAGUUUGGUGGAGAAGCAAAGUCAAAAAAAUGGCUACAUAUAUGGGUAUUGGCGAAAUGAAAAGGAAGAGAAAGCGAUGAUGGUGGGUAAGUGA